Oppiella nova is the source of this 1116-nucleotide messenger RNA. The record is from the annotation of a GenBank genome assembly. NCBI's taxonomy places the organism in Eukaryota, Metazoa, Arthropoda, Arachnida, Sarcoptiformes, Oppiidae.
AUGAAGAGACAAACGAAUAAAAUUUGUGAGAUUUGCAGCGAUAAAGGAAUUGGCAGACACUUCGGUAUAAUUACUUGUGAAUCGUGUAAAGCAUUCUUUAGGAGGAAUGCUAACAAAGAACAGUUAUUUGAGUGCCCUUCGGACGGAAAGUGCAAAAUAAAUAUAAACACUAGAAAGUUGUGUCCAAAAUGUAGACUUCAUAAAUGUUUUGCAGUGGGUAUGAAAAAAGAACUCAUACUAAGCGAUGAGGAAAGGGAGCAAAGGAGGCGAGUGUUGGAAGAGAAUCGACGCAAACGACAAUUAAAUGAAAGCCAAACCUCAUCUUCAGAAGUGAAUAAAUCCUCAAAUCCGGCAUCAAUUGUGUCGACCAUAUCUGAUGACUCCUUCUUGGGUGACAUCACUGAUAGUGUUUUAGACGUCACGGAUGAGGACCUGAGCGCACAGAUUAUGGAAAUUGAAAAUUAUGUGAAUAGUGAGGACACGGAUCAAAGUAUUGAGACAUUGAGUGAAAGACUUAUGUUGAAAGAGAUCAGACAGAAGGCACAGAAAAUGACUGUCAUUCCUAUGUUCAAAGAACUCACGGAUUACAACGGUUUGAAUGACUUAGAAGUCAAUAAGAUUGGGGAGCUAUUGGCCAUAUCCAAAAUAUUUGACUACCCUGCUACUAAAAAUACAUUAAUAAUCGAGAACAAAUUAGACUAUGUUCAUUUUUACUCUAAGAGAACUGAGGAAUGUGUUAAGGAAGCGCUAAACUAUUGCAAAGGGUUGAGUGGAUUCACAAAUACAUGCCCUGAUGAUCAGUAUACCUUGUUCAAACACGGGUCUGUCGAAAUGAUGCUACUUAGAUCUCUAAUGUUCUACAACAAUGAUGAAAAAUAUUUUAAACUCAACUUGUACCUGGACAAAUUUCUACCACAAUGGAAACGGGACCGGCUCAUUUUGGAAUUGAUUUCUGCGAUCGCACUGUUUAACCCAAACCGACCUAAUCUUAAACAUAGACAAAAUAUCAGACUGGAACAGCAAUUAUAUUUACUAUUGAAGUGUCGAUCCGAUUGUGAAUCUCAGGAAAGGAUGAAUGUCACCGACAGUGACAUCUCUGCGAACUUAAGACUUUGA